Molecule: messenger RNA, 2163 nt
Organism: Diachasma alloeum
Lineage: Eukaryota; Metazoa; Arthropoda; Insecta; Hymenoptera; Braconidae
Exons: 6
Coding region: 1-2163 (720 amino acids)
Source: RefSeq, a predicted model, not a curated record
AUGAAGGCGUUCAGUUGGAUUCCGUGGCUUCUGGCGGUAUGUAUUUGCCUGACAGAGGCGAGAUACAAGGUCCGAAGACCCCUGCCUCCUCCACCAGCUCCACCUCAGAUGUACAAAAAGUCAUGGCCCAUUGGGCACAGAGUGUCGAUGGGAAACACUGUGCAUAUUAAUAGUAAUAGUAAUUAUCCACCCAAGAGGCCUGUGUUUGGAAAACCCCAUAAUUUCAGGAGACCGAUGAGACCGGGUUACACCGCCCCUCCAUCCCCCUGGAAGAACCCGAUGCCCAUUCUAAGUGCAAUACCAAACAUACCGGUCCACCCUCAACGUCAGCCCGUCAAGGAGUUCCAGCUGAUGAGCAAAGUGCCUGAGUACAGUCCCGAGUACCGCCCUGAGCCCAUGGUGCUGCCGCCCACCCACCGCGGGGGCAUUGACGACGAUAAGGGUCCGAUUCACACGAUCCCAGCGCCGAAUCUAAGUCUCGCUGAUAAACCGUAUAAUCCGAAUGAGGGAGGCGAGCAUGAGCGCGAGGAUAACCGAAGAUUCCCCAAUGAUGGAGAGUACAAUGGUCAGGGGAGUAGACAAGAGGAUCAUCGGAGAUUUCCUCAUGAAGGAGAAUACAGUCCUAAUGUCCAAGUGACAAAUUACGGCUACGGAACCCUGAUGACAAGUGUCUCGCCGCAGAGACCAGUGACCUCUCCCACGCCGACGCAGAACGUCUACGAGGUGACAGAAACCAACGAAAUAAACUUCAAAGACUACCAGACGGUGGCUCCCACCUACUACACCCCCGACUUCGACCCCUCGAGGAUAUCGACAGGUGCGAGUGACGUCCAAUCGAACGAGCUGUACCUGAACCACCCUCAGAUCUCUCGAGCAAGUCUGGUCGGCACCAACAUUCAGUUUGGCCAGUCAAACGUUCCAAUGCAGACGAAUUUGCACAGUUCCCUUCACGUUGGCUUCCCAGGGACGGGCCAGGGUCAGCAGCAGAGUGGUCACGUCGUCUUCCCCGGGACGGCUCAGGGUCAGCAGCAAGACGUCCACGUGGCGCAACAGCCCGCGGACAUUCACGUCGGGCAACAGGCGCCCGAUUUGCAUGUGGGACAUCCAGCGGCUGCUGGGCCCCCUCUAUCGGCUACGCAAUUGUACGAUCUUUUGAACAGCUUCCCUCAACCGUUCGACGAACAGUACGGAGGGGGACAGCACCCGCAAUUGCAGCAACAUCUUCAACAACAGCUGGGGCAACUCUUUCAGGCCGGGGUGAACCCCACGACGUUCUCCCAACCCCAAAUGCACUCUUUCAAUUACGAUGAGCAGGCGAAUAAGCAGUUGAGAAAGCAACAGCAACAGCAGUUGCAGCAACAGGUACUUGUUGGGCAGGAUUACGCAUCGGGUAGAGUAACAGCGGGUUACAAUCUUCAACCGGAGCAGGCCCUGGACGUCCGUAGCAACCCGAACGUCAACCAAGAUUCCGUAGGUUACCAGCACCCCGAGCCCUCAGCUCAGGCCGAAAACAACAUCGAGUACGACACAGCUGUUGCAGCCACGAGCCAGAUCCAGAAUAACUACUUUAGCGCCAGUGGAAAUGACGACAGUGUAGGCACUCCUUUCUACACAACCCUGCCUAAUAGAGAGGCUGCUGAGAAGCUUGCGGCCCUCGCUGCGGCUGGGAACGUCAACAGUCAGCUGAUGGGACAUAUAAGGAAACAGCAGAAGAAGCAGGAGAGCGAGGAGGCCCAGGGAGACGAACCCUUGCCCAGUAAUCACAGGACUGACUAUCAAGUUAACGAGGAGCUGGAUGACCUACCCAGGGAGGAAAAUCAGAGGGGGAGGUAUAGAUUCGGGUCGCAGAAGUAUUCGCACAGACAGCGGAUUAGACAACAGCAGAUUAAACAGGAACAGGAAAAGGCAGACAAACAUUACGAACAACAACAACUGAAACCAGAAGAAGAAGACGAGGAGGAGAAAAAACCCCUGAGGAUUCUGGUCCCUGAAGUGCAGGAGAAGAGCCCCCAGGAGAGUACGAGCAUUGAAAAAUCAGUUGAGGAUUACGACUACGACAGCAUCGAGCCGGAGAGCCCGAAAAUCACGACUUCAAACGACGAGAGUUACGAGAACGCGAGCUCUGAAUUCGGCACACGAAUCAGUGGAAAAAAUGACAAGUAA